AUGGCCGACAAGAAGAAGCAACUCGUCUGGAACUUUAUCGACUUUCUGAAGACCUCGCAGCAGGAUGGAACCGUAAAGGAGGACGACAAGGAAUCGCUCGAUGUGGCCAUACAAUGCCUCUCCGAAGCCUUCGAGGUCGACCCGGAAUCCGCCGAUGACACCCGUCAAUACAGCAUCAAACCGGCGAGCCUACAGUCCAUCUUCGAAGUCGCCCUCAAGACCUUGAACGCCAAAAAGACCCCCGCCGCUGCCGAACCUAGCUCCAGCUCCCAAUCAACCUCUUCGCCGGCCGACAAGACCCCCUCAGCCGAUGACAAGAAAAAGGCCGAAGCGUUAAAGAUGGAGGGCAACGCGUUGAUCUCUGCCAAGUCGUACAGCUCGGCCAUUCAAAAGUACAACGAGGCCAUCGCUUUGGACCCCACAAACCCGGUCUACUACUCGAACCGAGCCGCUGCUUACAGCGCCGAGGGGAGCCACGAAAAGGCCGUCGAGGACGCAGAGGAGAGCUUGAGACGUGAUCCCAAGUUCGUCCGAGGUUAUUCUCGAUUGGGCCACGCCCAAUACUCUAUCGGCAACUUCUCCGCCGCCGUCGAAGCAUACACCAAAGGUCUCGAGCUCGACGGCAGCAACGCCAACAUGAAGGCCUCGCUCGCACAAGCCCAAAGCAAGGCCAAGGAACAGGAAGCUCAGCUCGACCGAGAGGCCGACGAUGAUGUCGAUGACGAUGCCGUCGCACCCGGUGUCGGUGCUAGUGCCGGUGGGAUGCCCGACUUGAGCGCUCUCGCCGGCAUGUUCGGUGGCGGUGCUGGUGGUGGAAUGCCAGACCUAGCUUCGAUGAUGCAAAACCCCAUGAUGAUGCAGAUGGCUCAGCAGAUGAUGGCCAACGGAGGUCUCGAGAAGUUGAUGUCGAACCCGUCUCUCCGAAACAUGGCCGAGCGAAUGCAAGGUGGGGGCGGUAUGCCCGACAUCGAGUCGCUGAGAAACGACCCGGAGAUGCGAAAGAUGGCUGAGCAGUUCAUGGGUGGCAGGAAAUGA
Molecule: messenger RNA, 1035 nt
Organism: Filobasidium floriforme
Lineage: Eukaryota; Fungi; Basidiomycota; Tremellomycetes; Filobasidiales; Filobasidiaceae
Product: putative cytoplasm protein
Exons: 7
Coding region: 1-1035 (344 amino acids)
Biological process (GO): post-translational protein targeting to endoplasmic reticulum membrane
Cellular component (GO): membrane; TRC complex
Molecular function (GO): protein binding; molecular adaptor activity
Source: RefSeq, a predicted model, not a curated record